AGUACAGUCCGCCGACGUUCGAGAUUCCAAUUCCGUGGGUCUGGGGCGGUUCAAUCAGGCUCGCGGCGUUGAUGGUGGAGCCGAUUUAACUGCAUUGGUCUCCAAGCUGAGCCACUGAGCCAGAAUGGGGGACCAGAUGGAGGCUUUUGAGGUGACUGACCAGGAUAUUGAGUGUGAGUUUAACCCCAGCAUGCGUCGCGGCUUCCGCCAAACCCGCGAGGAGCAGAUCUAUGGCGUGUUCGCUGACGAUAGCGGGGAUGACAAGCCAGGCCCCUCCAAGAUGGCCAGGAAGAGCUACACAACACCAGUAGGUUUUGUCAAAGGAGGUGUUCACCAGGUGGGAAAGAAUGAGGAGCCAGCAAAGAAAGAAGAGGAUGAUGAGGAUGAUGAAGGUUUUGGUCCUCCCCCUGGCUCAAGUGACGAGGACGAGGCGGGCUCGGCGCCGCGUCAGCGCCGCUUCCAGACGGCCAGCCGCGAGGAGGUGGCCGGUCUGCGCAGCCAGGCCGGCGCCGGCCCCACCGCCGGACUGGGCGACAUCGGACACUGGGAGAAGCACACUAAGGGCAUCGGCGCCAAGCUGCUCAAGCAGAUGGGCUUCCGCGAGGGCGGCGGACUCGGCAAAAACUUGCAGGGCAUCUCCACGCCGGUGGAGGCAAAGCUGCGCAAGGGCCGCGGCGCCAUCGGCGCCUACGGCAAGGAGAAGCCGGCGUCGCGCGCGCCGGCGUCCGACGACGCUCCCGACCAGCCGGAGCGCGAGUUUAAGGAGAAGCUGGGCCAGUGGCGACGUGGCCCGCGCCGCAAGAAGGUCGACUACGUGUAUAAGACGCUGGACGAGGUGCUGGAGGAGGGCAAGACGCGGACGCUGAAGCCGGCCGUUGCGACAGGGAGCGGUGACCUGGCGCGCGUGAAGGUGAUCGAUAUGACUGGCCGGGAACAGCGCGUGCUCUCCGGAUACCACGCCAUCCAUGGCCAGCGAGCGCCGGCUGAGCCGACCGACGAGGAGACGGUCGGCCGGCGCGUCUUCGAGAUGCCAGAGCUGCUGCACAACAUCAACCUGAUGGCGGAUAUCUGCGAACAGGACAUCCUCCGAACGGACCGCGCACUGCGACACGAGCGGGACCGCCAGGUGACGCUGGAGCACGAGGAGGCCGAGCUGACCGAGGCCAUCAGCCGCCAGCAGCACCAGGUGCAGCGGGUGGAGGAGGUGGCACGCGCCGUCGACUACCUUCAGGAGCACCGGCCCGGCACCGACGCGCCCAGCUCGCUGGACGUCGUCACCAAGCUGUUCAAGAAGCUCAAGACCGAAUAUCCGGUGGAGUUUGACGUGUUCGACCUGGACUACCUGGCGCCGGACUAUGUGUUCCCGCUGGUGCGGGACCACCUGCAGCACUGGAGCCCGCUCAACAACCCCAAGUUUGCCUCGGACGUGUUCUCCGAGCUGAAGGAGGCGCUGGAGAACAGCGACCGCGCGCUCAUGGAACAGGGCGUGCCUGUGGACGUGUACCACAGACUGCUGUGGGAGGUGUGGAUGCCACCGGUGCGCUCGGCCGUCAGCCUGUGGCAGCCCAAGCGGCAGCCAGAGCUGACUCAGCUGCUGGAGCAUUGGCGGUCGCUGCUACCGCGCUGGAUCUUCGAGAACAUCUGCGACCAGAUGCUGAUGCCUCGUCUGCAGACCGAGGUGGACGCGUGGAACCCGCUCACGGACGCCGUGCCCAUCCACAGCUGGAUCCACCCCUGGAUGCCCAUCAUGGACCAGCGCCUGGAGACGGUGUACCCAACCAUCCGGCACAAGCUGGCGAACGCGUUGCUCGCGUGGCACCCGUCUGACCGUUCUGCGCGCCUCAUCCUCUCGCCGUGGGUGGGGGUCAUGGCGCCUGGCAGCCUGGAGGCGUUCCUGGUCAAGAACAUCCUGCCCAAGUUGCAGCUGGCCAUGUCCGAGUUGGUCAUCAACCCGCACCAGCAGGUUUUGGACCAGUGGAACUGGGUGAUGGACUGGGAAGAUCUCCUCUCGCCUGUGCAUCUGGUCAGCAUCCUCGGCAAGAUCUUCUUCCCGAAGUGGAUUCAGGUGCUGGUGACCUGGCUCAACCACGGCCCCAACUACGAGGAAGUGACCAAGUGGUACCUAGGCUGGAAGCAGCUCGUGCCCGAGCGGCUGGUGGGUCACGCCGUGGUGCGAGAACACCUGAACACGGGCCUGCAGCUGAUGAACCGCGCCGCCAGUAACCCCGGCCAGACCGUCUCAUACAAGGAGCUGAGCCAAAUGCUGGCCAGUGAACAACCGCCGCCGCCACCACCGCCGCCGCUGCCGCCGCAACCGCCGCCGCCGCCGCCUCCGCCGCCUCCGCCCCCGCCGCCGCCGCCCUCCACCACUGAGCUGCGCAACAGAGGGGACCUGUCGGCUGCGGUUCGCGCGUCGUCCGGCUCGGUACCGCUCGGUUUCCGCGACCUGCUAGAGCGUCGAUGCGAAGAACGUGGCAUCCUGCUGCACCCACUGCCGGGCAAGUUCCACGAGGGCAAGCCCAUCUUCCGCUGUGGCAGUCUGCACAUCUACCUCGACCGCAGCGUCAUCUUCAUCAGCGAGGGGGGCGUAUGGGUGCCCUCCUCCCUGCAGUCGGUGCUCGACAAAGCGUCCUGAGGGUGCCCGUGACGCGACCGGUGUCUGUGACUGUGCGAGGGAACACGGAGCGUACCCCGACCAGGCCGGCGGCUCGGGUGACGCGCCGUCGACCGCGGAGACGUGCUCUCAUCUCGUCACGUGGAGCACGCCCCGCUGUAUUUGUUAUGCGUUUUGAGUGUUUAAUGUCAUGACUCAUGUGCUGGUCGGCCUCGGAUGACGGCCGGGCCUCCCAACAUAAACGGCGCGGGACGCUGUCUCUUCGCG
This is a messenger RNA of Pollicipes pollicipes, 2881 nucleotides long. RefSeq names its product tuftelin-interacting protein 11. NCBI's taxonomy places the organism in Eukaryota, Metazoa, Arthropoda, Thecostraca, Pollicipedomorpha, Pollicipedidae. Gene Ontology annotation, biological process: spliceosomal complex disassembly. Bases 125 to 2635 code for a protein of 836 amino acids. Gene Ontology annotation, cellular component: U2-type post-mRNA release spliceosomal complex. Gene Ontology annotation, molecular function: nucleic acid binding. The record is from RefSeq and is a predicted model, not a curated record. The transcript is spliced from 15 exons.